Messenger RNA from Brassica oleracea var. oleracea, 790 nucleotides. Its product is annotated as putative cysteine-rich repeat secretory protein 37. The record is from RefSeq and is a predicted model, not a curated record. The transcript has 2 exons. Bases 17 to 790 code for a protein of 257 amino acids. NCBI's taxonomy places the organism in Eukaryota, Viridiplantae, Streptophyta, Magnoliopsida, Brassicales, Brassicaceae.
UAAAAAAUCCAUAACAAUGAAAUUUUCAUAUUCUCUAUCCAAACGAUUUUCUUUGCCUAUUUUGAUCCUACAAUUCCUCAUCAUACAUAGUGUUUCAUCAUUAAACCUUACCAAUGAGUAUCUCAACCACAAAUGCUUCCUUAAUCAAGGGAAAUAUAAGUCUGGAAGUCAAUACGAGGAAAACCUCAACUGGAUCUUCGAUGAUAUUCGUACAAGUCCUUAUGCUUUAACCGGUUUCUCACACUUAAGUGUUGGAAAAACACCAGCCGAUUUUGUUGCUGUCACUUCCCAGUGUCGUGGUGACACUUAUGAGUCUAAAUGCCGUACAUGCAUUGAUACCGUAAUUUCAGGGUUUCGUAAGAGAUGUCCGAGUAACAAAGGAGGAAUAAUAUGGUACGAUCAAUGUCUUCUCUAUAUUAAUACGAUCAAAGAAAAAGAUCCAGCCCCGACUAAUUACAAGAAUAUUUUUUCUAUGCACAACCCAAAUAAUGUGAGAGGGGAUGCAAAACUGUUCGCCAUGAGGGUGAUGGAUUUUUUCUCUGAGCUAACACUUAAAGUCAAGAAAACCACCAAGUAUAGCCUAAUAUUUUACGCGGCAGGGGAAAAGAAGCUCGGAAAAAAUAAAUUAUAUGCAAUGGUGCAAUGUUUACAACUAACAAUGGAUUGCAAAGGUUGUUUGACUUGGAGUAUCUUAAAGCUUUUCGAAAACAACGAGAUUAAACAAGGAGCGCGAGUUUUGGGUACGGACUGUGAUUUAAGGUAUGAGCUAUACCCUUUUCUUAGGAGUUAA